Messenger RNA from Staurois parvus, 806 nucleotides. The record is from the annotation of a GenBank genome assembly. Lineage: Eukaryota; Metazoa; Chordata; Amphibia; Anura; Ranidae.
UGAUGUUAAUCCCAGGAAAACACCAAACCAUGUUAUCCAAUAUGCAGAAGCUCUUGCAUUAUGUAAGGAAAAGAGUGGAGAAGAACAAGGAGACUCUGGAUCUGAAUAACCCCAGAGAUUAUGUGGAUGCUUUUCUAAUCAAAAUGGAAAAGGAGAAGAAUAACCCCAGCACUGAAUAUAACAUCAAAAACCUGGUGAACAGCACUCUGCAGAUCUUCUAUGCUGGCAUGGAGACUACAGCCUCAACACUGACCUACAUUCUUCUUAUUUUUAUAAAAAACCCUGAUGUACUUGGCAAAGUCUGCAAAGAGAUUGAGCGCAUCAUUGGUCGAGAGCGAAACCCCAAAAUGCAAGACAGAAAUCAGAUGCCAUUUACAGAUGCUGUGAUCCAUGAAAUGCAGCGAUUCAUUGAUCUACUUCCAUUGGGUGUGGCUCGGAAAACUACAAGGGAUAUUGAGUUUAGAGGGUACAAUUUACCCAAGGGCACUAACAUUUAUCCGAUGAUUGGCACGGUGUUGAAAGACCCCGCCUGUUUUCCGUACCCUAAUGAAUUCAACCCCAAGAAUUUUCUUGAUGAAAAUGGGGAAUUUAGAAAGAAUGAUGGCUUCAUGCCUCUUGCAGCAGGAAAGAGGAACUGUAUGGGAGAAGCUUUGGCUCGAAUGGAGAUUUUCCUUCUAAUAGUUACAAUUCUGCAGAACUUUGUCUUAAAGCCUGAACUUCCCAUGGAGGAUCUGGAUCUCAGGCCAGAUGUAUCUGGAUUUGGUAAUCUUCCAAAGCCGUACAAGAUGGCCUUCAUACCUCGCUAG